This is a messenger RNA of Erythranthe guttata (spotted monkey flower), 1191 nucleotides long. RefSeq names its product Tetratricopeptide repeat (TPR)-like superfamily protein (gene TPR1). Gene Ontology annotation, molecular function: protein binding. The record is from RefSeq and is a predicted model, not a curated record. NCBI's taxonomy places the organism in Eukaryota, Viridiplantae, Streptophyta, Magnoliopsida, Lamiales, Phrymaceae.
ACUAAACUGAAAGUUAACUCAAACGACGGCGUAUGGUUCGUCAAAGCGCAAAAAGUCUAGAGUUAUCUGGAAUCUCCCAGCAAGACGCUUCAAUACUCGAAAGUUCAAAAAUCCAAGGGUUUUGAUUCGACUCUGAUCGAAAUGGCGGUGAUCGAAGAAGAACCUUCCGCUGAAACCGAUCUCAAAUCACAACCUAAUUCAACGGCGGCGGCGGCGGGGUAUACUUCCGAUGGCUACGAAACCGCCAGUGAUACGGAGCUGAACGACGCCGUUCUAGAAUCCGACAAUCACCGCCAUAAUAGUAAUGAUAAUGAUGCUGUUAAUAAGGAUAACGUCGUUAGUUCUAAAAAUGGCGAUGAUGAGGUGAGCCGUGAGGUGAAGGAAGAAGAACAGCAAGAGAAGACCGAAACCGUCGAUACAGAAGCCAAUGAGAAAGCCAUAGCACGAGCUAAUGAUGCGAAACUCGAAGGAAAUUCCUUGUUUAAAGACGGACUGUAUGAGGAGGCAUUGACAAAGUAUGAGCUCGCAAUACAAACUGUCCCGAAUGAUCCUUCAUCUAGUGAACUGCAAUCGAUAUGUCACGCAAAUAGAGCUGCUUGUUUCUCCAAACUGGGGAAAUAUGAGGAGACAGUAAAAGAGUGUACAAAGGCAUUAGAGCUGAAUCCUACAUACUUGAAAGCUCUUUUAAGAAGAGCAGAGGCACGCGAAAAGCUAGAACAAUAUGACGAGUCGAUUGCUGAUUUGACUAAAAUCGUAGAAUUGGAUCCAUCAAACGACCAGGCUAGGAGAAGUGUAAUCCGUUUAAAGCCGUUGGCUGAUGAAAAGCGUGAAAAGAUGAAAGAAGAGAUGAUGGGGAAACUGAAAGAGAUGGGGAAUUCCAUUCUGGGUCGCUUUGGAAUGAGCGUCGACAACUUUAAAGCUGUCAAAGAUCCAAAUACUGGCUCUUAUUCUGUUCAAUUUCAACGUUAGAUGUGCUUGCUUUUUCUUUCAUCGUAAGAACAUAUAUUUGUUCCAAAGGAGAACGUUAGAUAAGUAAUAUAGCUAAUAGCUCUUGAAAAGUGCUGCCAAGCGGGAUUGCUUGUUCUGAUUAUUUUUGUUCCAAGUCUUCUCGUUUUGAUCAUGCAAUUGUGACGCGCUGUAUUUUUUGUGCAUAAUAAUACAGAGUCCUGUGAUUGACUUUUUACGUUGCUU